This is a messenger RNA of Elgaria multicarinata webbii, 5319 nucleotides long. It is a transcript of the gene SORBS1, whose product is annotated as sorbin and SH3 domain containing 1. Gene Ontology annotation, molecular function: protein binding. Gene Ontology annotation, biological process: cell-substrate adhesion. The record is from RefSeq and is a predicted model, not a curated record. Bases 216 to 5276 code for a protein of 1686 amino acids. NCBI's taxonomy places the organism in Eukaryota, Metazoa, Chordata, Lepidosauria, Squamata, Anguidae. Gene Ontology annotation, cellular component: cytoplasm; cell-substrate junction; nucleus. The transcript is spliced from 32 exons.
UUGUCCAGCAAGUGAGCCAGCGAGGGAGGAAGGAAGGGGCCGCCGUUUGCACAAGCAGGUCCAGGAUGGUGAUAGCAUCUGCUUGAAGCUGCUUCUGGUACCUGCUGAACACACAAAGGAUGUCUGCCAGAAAUGCCAUGAGUUUAAGGUUUUCCUCUGUGACGAGAGAGGAUUAGAAUUUAUACGUGCAAAGAAACCCCAGUCUCUCUGCUGCAAUGACGUCUGAACACAAAGAAGUAGAUGUUGGGAGCACUGUUGUGAAUGGACUAGUACUGAGCACUAAUGGACAAGAGAGAGGCCUGGAACCUGCUAAAAUCUGUAGUGGAAAGGGGGCUGUGACCCUUUGGGCAUCUCCAGCUUAUGAGGAGAAUUUGAGUACCAGCCGUACAAGUUCUCCACAGGACAUCCAGCACUCUGAAAAUGACUGGAGGUUAUUUCCUAGUGUUGACUCUAACAAGGAUGCUCAGGCCUUUACUCUGGCUGCCAAAGGCUAUCACAGCGUGUGCCCCAACCUUUCUGAGAUCAAGCCACAUGAUCCCUGUCCUCUGCUAUAUGAAGCCCCCACGCCCAACAGUGGGACUGAGUGUUAUGGCUCCUUGACAAUGCUCAGCAAAUCUUCCUCUGCUUACCCUUCCACUACAAUCGUCAACCCCACCAUUGUGCUUUUGCAGCACAACAGAGAACAGCAAAAAAGGCUUAGUGGCCUCACAGAGCCAGUUGCAGACGCAGCAGUAGAUUGCAUGCCAAGCCAAGAAAAGAAGAACCAAAACAAGAGACAAGGAACGGAGGAACGGACGAGAGUUGUUAAGAGUCCACAGUACAUGGUUGAUUCCUCGCUGAAUGACAUAGGCAUUCCAUUAAGGAACACAGAUCGAACAAAGGACUGGUACAAGACAAUGUUCAAACAAAUCCACAGGCUGACAAAAGACCCACCUGAAGAAAACCCUUAUUGCCCUACCUACAAAUUCCCUGAACUUCCUGAUAUCCAGCCCCAAACCAAAGAAGAAAACCCUUAUUCUCCUACCUACCAGUUUCCUGUGUCUACUCCUAGCCCUAAAUCUGAAGAUGAAGAUUCCGAUUCUUAUCUUCCUCAGUAUUCCUUUUACAAAGACAUGAGAGCACAGCCUUCCGUGCCCCGUUCCAAGAGUGAGAAUGACACAAUCGACACAGAAAAGGUGGUCAAGAGGUCUGCCACGUUGCCUCUACCAACUCGUUCCUCUUCUCUUAAAUCAACCUCUAAGAGGAGUGACUGGGAACCUCCAGACAAAAAGGUGGACACAAGAAAAUACCAUGCUGAGCCAAAAAGCAUUUAUGAAUAUCAGCCAGGGAGGUCCUCAGUUCUGAACAAUGAACAAUUGACUCGGGAUAUAAGCCCAGAAGAGAUAGAUUUAAAGAAUGAGCCUUGGUAUAAAUUCUUUUCGGAAUUGGAGUUUGGGAAACCGCCUCCAAAAAAGAUAUGGGAUUAUACUCCUGGAGAUUGCUCUAUCCUUACUAGAGAGGAUAGAAAGAUUGAUCCUGAAAAAGACUAUUAUCUCUACCAGACUCAGUUAGAGGCAGAUAUAGAAAAAAUGGAGAAGCUUUAUAAAGAAAAAGAAAAACAACAACAAAUGAAGAGUCCAGCACACUCCUCUCCACUGGAAAUGUUCUCAGACCAUUUGCCUCACUCACCAUAUUCCCCCAGCUACCUUUCAGUAAAGACAGAGUUGGAGGCAGCUCUUGGGGAUUCCACUGGACCGGAAAAAGAAAGGCAAAUCUACAAAAGUGUUUUGGAAGGAGGUGAAAUCCCAUUGCAGGGGCUGAGUGGUCUUAAGCGUCCUUCCAUUUCAUCUUCCACUAAAGUGGAUCGUAAAGGUGGGAGUGCUCAUACAAUCGCACCCUCUUCAGUUAAUAACCGAACCCUUAACUUUACCAAUGCUGGUCCACUAGCUCACCUGUAUAAACAUAAGAAACCCUUAUCUGCUGCAAAAGUCUGCAUUGCUGAAAUUCUUCCAUCCAAAUUCAAACCCAAGCUGACUACUUCACUUAUUCCUGGGCAGGACAAAAUGGAUCUCUUGCCUCAUGAGAAAACACAAAGCUGUGAAAACCUCUGUAGUUCAUUUGCUUCCUUUGAUAGCAAGAACAAUUUCAUGGUAGAUGUAGGCAUAAGUUGUGAGAAUGUCCUAAUGAAGUCUAAGCAAGACUUUGCUGCCAAAUCCAGCAGCACUCAGAGCCUGCAAGAGUAUGGCAUUUCCAGCUUCAGGAAGGAUUACAUGCUUGGCUCUCGCAAGAAUGGGAUGGAGUUCACCAUGAUGUAUAAAAACAUGCAUCAUAUCAACCAUUCUCAAAUCCAGCUGGGCACUGUUUCAUCCUGCAGCGUGAAGGAAAUCGCGUCCCUGUUUGAGAAUGAACUAAAGAACUGGAAAGAGCCCAGCCCCAGCCAGGAGAACUUGGAAGAGAUCCCCAAGCACACGGUCUCUUCUCGCAUCUCUGCCUUUGAGCUGCUGAUCCAAAGAUCCUUGUCAGUGCCCGCUCUCAACUUUUCCAGUGCACACAUCAAAUCUCCAUCUCCUAGUCUUUCUAACAGCUGCCUAAGUUCAGUGUAUUCAGCUGAAUACCUGCUGGAUUCCCCCAAGCCCGAUCUGGAAGGAAAGAAUAUUGCCAACCAAGUGGAUACUUCAUCCCACUCUUGUAGCAAUACAGAGGAUGUGACAUCAGAGUUUAGCGAUGUGCCCCUAAUAAACACUCUCUCUGCUUGUACCAAUGAGAUAGAUCUCUUAUCGAAUGUAUCCAAUGAUAGCGAUGGUGACAGCAGCAUUAAUGGCUCCCAAAUACACAAAAUAAACAAGUGCAAAGGAUCAUGCCCAGCUUCCUACACAAGGUUCACAACAAUUCAAAGGCAUGAACUGCAGCCGUCUGCCAGAGGAGACACUCAAGGAGAUAAGGUCUUGCUCCCCAGAAAUGCCUAUCUUAUGAGCCCACUUCCCUUCAGGUUGAAAAAGCCCCUACAGUACAAUACCAGAAAGACUUCUCCUCUACAGUGCCGAGGGGACCUGCUGCCAUCCAGCUGUGAAAGCCAGAGUAAUCUUAUCCAAUCAAAGGAAAAGCUGGUGGGUAGGGAUAUCCCACUAUUCCAUGAGUUAUGUAUCAGACAGAAACCUCCAGCCCCCAAACGCCUCACUUCCUAUGACAUUUUCAAAAGGUUUAGCCACUUCCUGGAUCUGAAGGCUUGGCAAAAUACUUCCUUUUCCCUAACGGAUAUUCCAGAUGCUUUUAAUACUGGAAAGGUUCCUUAUGCUUUGUACCUCAACUUGGACACAAACAACAACCCACAAAGUGAACCCACGACAUACCUUAGAGUAGAUUCAGAAUCACCAAGGCAUUUUGCACCCCUUGAUUACAUGGAGAGUCCUGAAGAAAAUUUCCACAGGCACCACAGUGAUAAAGAGAAACUUUUAGAGGACCAGAGACGGCUUAAACGUGAGCAAGAAGAGGCUGAUAUUGCAGCUAGAAGGCACACAGGGGUCAUUCCUACGCACCAUCAAUUUAUCACUAAUGAGCGGUUUGGGGAUCUUCUAAUUGUAGACGAUACAGCAAAAAGGAAAUCUGGGUCAGAGAUGAAGGCUGCAAGAGUGAAGUUUGACUUUAAAGCCCAGACACUAAAGGAACUCCCACUGCAAAAAGGCGAUAUUGUUUACAUUUAUAAGCAGAUUGAUCAGAAUUGGUAUGAAGGAGAACACCAUGGCAGAGUGGGCAUCUUCCCACAAUCAUACAUAGAGCUACUUCCCCCCACAGAAAAAGCACAGCCUAAGAAAACCACACAGUUGCAAGUACUGGAAUAUGGAGAUGCAAUUGCCAAAUUCAAUUUCAGUGGGGACACUCAAGUGGAAAUGUCCUUCAGAAAGGGUGAGAGGAUCACACUGAUUCGGCAAGUGGAUGAGAACUGGUAUGAAGGAAAAAUCCUAGGCACCCAUUGCCAAGGCAUCUUCCCUGUGACAUAUGUGGAUGUACUUAAGCAGCCCGUGGUGAAGAACAGCCUGGACUAUGCCAGCUCACCACUCUCUCACUCGCUGAACCACAGCCUGACAACUUCCCCACAGUCUCACAGUUCUGAGUUGCUUUUCACACCAACUCCUCCACCAUUACCCUUCCUACAACCAGCCCUGUCUCCGGAGUUGCAAGCUCUCACUUCAGAAUGGAUUUCCCUGACUUUUGGAGCAUCUCAUAGCAAUGCUCCAGCCGUCACCCCUCCUUUGCCAGCUCUUCCUGUCCCUGACGCUUCUUUCUGUGACACUGAUUGCCUCACUCCAUCGAUGGCGACCAGCCCUUCACUUUCCAUUAGCCUUCCCCAUUCUAGCAUCUCCAGCUCCUUCACUCCCUCAGCAGUUUCCCCACUGCCUUCUUCCCCUUACGAGCCUCAGUCAUCUGCCCAAAAUGUGAAUCUGACAACUGUGCAAAGUGAAGAAAAGACUGUUGGCUUCCCUUCUUCCAACACAAGCGAUUAUAAUCCAUCUUCCUCUGUAGUUGACAGCCCCACUAGUUUCCUCUCAGAGCUCAGUGAUGUCACUAAACACCCACACAAAUUCCAGAAGAGCAGAGGAGUCAGUGGAAGCAAUGACAGGGAGGAUUGCAUUGCAGCCACCAAAGGCAGCAGUGGCAUUCCUGAGAACUGUAGAGUGGGGUGCCUGUCAGGGCUGGAGAAACAUGUUAGGCCACAAAAGAGAUCUCUUCCCACCUUUGAGGACAGCAAGCAGUAUCGGGAGCAGGGAGAUGGCCUCAAGAAAAGGGAAGUUCAACAGAGGGAGAAUCAAAGCAGGGUUAUUAAGCCUUCUCAUCAUUCAUUGAGGCCAGAUCCAGAUCUCACAGAAUCUGAAAAGAACUACGUGGCCCCUCUUGGAUACCAAUACCACCCUGUUUCCAUCACCCAGGAAACGGUUUGCAAUGAGAUCUUAAAUAUCGCUGAAAAGUCAGUCCAUUACUGCAGCACAAUUUCUCCGCCUCUGGCCUCUUGCCACAAGGGGCCCUUUGGUGACAAUAAAUCAUCUCUCAUCAUUUCUCAGCAACCACAAGUCCUGCUACUGGAAACUAGCCUUGACAGGAACCAUGCCCCACAAGACACACUUAGCUACCAAGCACUCUACAGCUAUAUCCCACAGAAUGAUGAUGAGCUGGAGUUAAGAGAUGGGGAUAUCAUAGAAGUCAUGGAGAAGUGUGAUGAUGGCUGGUUUGUUGGCACAUCCAGGAGAACACGACAGUUUGGCACUUUCCCGGGCAACUAUGUGAAACCUGUACCCCUUUAAAAGCCACUGCAAACCAUUUGAUCACAUCAGGAGAGAAGAGAGA